This is a messenger RNA of Branchiostoma floridae (Florida lancelet), 1412 nucleotides long. Its product is annotated as hydroxyacid oxidase 1-like. NCBI's taxonomy places the organism in Eukaryota, Metazoa, Chordata, Leptocardii, Amphioxiformes, Branchiostomatidae. Gene Ontology annotation, molecular function: FMN binding; oxidoreductase activity. Bases 45 to 1166 code for a protein of 373 amino acids. The transcript is spliced from 8 exons. The record is from RefSeq and is a predicted model, not a curated record.
GCGAGCGCUGUUCCACUAAAACUCGAGUCCGUGUUUAGUCCACGAUGUCUGUAGCCACUCUAACCUCCAUAGCAGACUUUGAGAAGUCUGCGCAGGAGAAGUUGCUGGAUUAUGUCUGGUCGUACUACAGUAAAACUGCAGGCACCGGGCAAACGUACCAAGAUAACCUGGAGGCCUUUCGGCGAUACCGCCUCAUCCCGCGCAACCUCCGUGACGUGUCCAUCCGGGACACCUCGGUAACGGUCCUGGGCACCAAGCUGGAUAUCCCGGUAGCCAUUGCGCCAACUGCCAUUCACCGAUUCGCUCAUCCUGACGCGGAGUUGGCGACCGCCAAGGGCGCCGCCGCCAUGAAUACAGGGAUGGUGCUGAGCUCCUGGUCUACCCGCUCCCUGGAGGAGGUUGCUGAAGCGGCUCCUGGCGGUGUUCACUGGUUCUACAUGCUGUUCUUCAACGACCGUGGCUACGUGAAGCGCCAGCUGGAACGGGCAGAGCGAGCGGGAUACUCCGCCAUCUUCCUCACCAUAGACCAGCCGUUAUUCCCAAAGCCCGGGGCGUCACCUAGAUCUUACCCGUUUACCGUUAGGUUUCCAAACAUCUUCGAGACCGACCCGCCCCACGCGUUCGGCACCGCGGAGUACCGACAGAGCCUGCUGGAGCUGGUGAAGGAGUACGCCACGUGGGAGGACGUGGAGUGGGUCGUGGCGAACACCAGGCUGCCAGUGGUUCUGAAGGGGGUUCUCUCAGGGGAAGAUGCGAAGAUGGCCGUGGACCGUGGAGUGAAGGGCAUCUACGUGUCCAACCACGGCGGGAGGGAACUGGACGGUGUGCCGGCAACGAUUGACGUCUUGCCGCACAUCGUCCGUGCAGUUGACGGUAAGGCGGAGGUUUACCUGGACGGAGGGGUCCGGACUGGGACGGACGUGCUGAAGGCCUUGGCGCUGGGGGCCAGAUGUGUGUUCAUCGGCAGGCCCGCUCUAUGGGGUCUGGCCCACAAUGGUGCAGAAGGAGUCCAGCAGGUUCUACAGAUUCUUACAGAGGAACUCAGUCAGGCCAUGGCCAGGGCAGGCUGUGCGAAGAUAUCCGACAUCCAGCCGUCUCUUGUUGUGCACCAGUCGUGUUAUGGCAUACCAACUGUCAAAGCAGUGCCGACGUCAGAUGAAAGCUAAGGUCACAACCGGCCUUCCCUUUUUAGAUCGUUUGUUUUGGGUGGCCACGUUUGGCCACUUACGCCCAUGUUUUUGCACGUUGAGACAGCCAGAUGUACGUACUGCGGGUUGUAACCUUAGCUUAGCAACAGGAGAAAGCCUUUUUUCCAACUUAUUUGUUCAAGAACACAAUGAUACAAACAUUUUAAAAAGUGUGCAACAAAGAUUUAAAAAAUGUGCAACAUGGUAACAAUUACAGAAAUACAU